This is a messenger RNA of Cylindrotheca closterium, 987 nucleotides long. The record is from the annotation of a GenBank genome assembly. NCBI's taxonomy places the organism in Eukaryota, Bacillariophyta, Bacillariophyceae, Bacillariales, Bacillariaceae.
AUGAAGUUAAACCCUAUAUCUCUCGUUCGUCUGUUGAUUAGUGUUUCAGUUUUCGAAAAAUGCCAACCACUGAUGACACCCGAUUCGAUUCCCAUGAACUAUGCCUUUGUUCAAAUCCUAUCGACAAACAUCAUCCAAUCAACACCUUCUUCGACAAGUACUUCGGCAAUAGAUGGGGGAAGUCUAUUAGUUUCACUAAACAAUGCCAACGCCCGCGUAGCGAAUUAUCAAAAAGAUGGUUUCCAGAAAGACACAGUAAUGCGAAUUUUAGACGGCAACACCAUCAAACUACAAAAGGGUGGGCUGGUUUCCAUCGCAGGUGCACGGUUCCCUAUUGCGUCAUCCAGCAACUUUCAGUUUUCAGAAUGCUACACAUAUGGUCCGACGUACAAACUUCGUCAGCUAGUUCCAGCAAAAACUGAGGUUUGGGUCAAGACAUCAGGCAGCAAACCCCAGGCUAUCAUUUUUCGACAGAAAGACUCCUUGAAUGUAAACCAAGAGCUUGUCAAGUCAGGUUUUGCGAAGGUUAAGCCAAUCAGUUCCGAAUUUGAAGCCUACCUAGACCCAUUAAAACUCAAAUCAUGGGAGGCAGAAGCCAAUCGACUGGGACUUGGCAUCUUCAAGCAGUGUGAUGCCAGUGUUGAGAGUAGCUUUGUAGCCGAGUUUGAACCAUUGGAAUAUGAUGUGGUGACUCAAUGGGGCAACGAUGGUGGAAAACAAAUUGUGAAGCAAAAAGAGUCUACAGCUAUCGUGCCUCCUAGAAAUCCAGGGGAUGUUAGGGGAUGCUCCGACUUUGAAACCUACGAAGAUGCACUCAGUUGGUUCGAGUACUACAAGCCGUUCUAUGGAGAUAUUGGCAAACUGGAUCGAAAUGGUGAUGGCGUUCCUUGCCCAGGUUUGCCUCACACCUCUAUCAGGGAAAAGUAUCGCAUGAAGAAGCCGCUAAAUCAAGAUCCGUCUACGCUUACAGGUAGAGAAACCAGGUGA